This is a messenger RNA of Saccostrea echinata, 4949 nucleotides long. Its product is annotated as transmembrane protein 98-like. The coding region runs from base 166 to 885 and encodes 239 amino acids. Lineage: Eukaryota; Metazoa; Mollusca; Bivalvia; Ostreida; Ostreidae. The transcript is spliced from 6 exons. The record is from RefSeq and is a predicted model, not a curated record. Gene Ontology annotation, cellular component: endoplasmic reticulum.
CUUAAGCGCCUAAGAGAUUAAACAAACAAUCGCCAUUAUCUCAUUUUCAGCAGGUGGUUGUUUUUAUUUAGUUGACAUCGUUUUACCUGUGCCAGGAACAAGUGUGUCACGCACGUGUCUGUUUAGAUAUGUGACAAUGGUAGACACCCAGGAGUCCCCGUAGCCAUGGAACUUGUGGUUGCCAUAGCAAUAGGAGUCCUGUCUACUGUUUUCAUAGCUUCCGUUGUUGCCUUGGUGUUUGUGUGUCGUCAGAAAUGUAAGAAAGAGUCAGACCUCAUCACCCAACAACACAGGGAGACAAGGCCAGAUGUUCAGUUAAUUGAAGAGGACCCACAGAGACCAGUAUCUGCUGCGGUGGAGCUAGAGGAUGUUCAAAUAGGUGACCCAAAACUGGACCAAAUUCUGAAAGAUGAAAACUGGGUUGAUGAUAUUACAGGUUUAGUGCCUCACUGUCUCUCUGUUCUGAAGACCUGUAAAUACCUGACCGAACAGUUGGUCGGCAUGACGAUGGGGAAUUCCCAAACAAUUCAGACCCAGGAACUCUUGACGGAGGUAGUCACUGUUGCUAAGAGGAUCAGUCCUCGGGUUGAUGAAGUCGUCGUAGCCAUGUAUCCCCCCCUGGACCCACGUCUCUUAGAAGCCAGGUGUACUGCUCUAGUGCUGUCUGUUAAUCAUCUAGUGCUUGUCACUAAACAUGCUUGCCAAUUGUCGGGAGAGAUGGACUGGAUUGACCAAAAAAUGGCUGAUGUUGAAGAACACCUCCAAGUAUUACGAGAAGCCAGCUUAACCCUGGAGAUGUCUAAAUGGAUGGCGGAGAGCUUGCCAGAGGAAGAGGAAACAGCUACUGCAACAAGUUCUACACAGAAUGAGUCAUCACAAGUCUAACAACUCAUCUCCCCAAUAUUCAUUGUCCCAUCCAUCUCACUAAUGUUCCAAAAACAACAGAAACAUUUCCCAAAACAAAAUGAAUUGGUCACAGCUCUAUUAAAACUGUCCUUCUCCAUGUCUCCACCCAUCCUUAUUCUAAGCCUGACUCCCAUCUUUCCAAAUGGUCACAACUCUGUGAAGAAGACAUUUUUCCCUUCUUCAUACUGACUGUUAAGACUGAAACAGAGUGAAUUCUUAAGAAGUGUACCCUCUAUAUCUGUGUGACCCUUAUCUUCCAAACCAGAGAAUAUGUAAUCACUCUGGUACUGUUUCAACAUUCCUUCCAGCAGUGAGUUUUAGUCUGGUAGAUUAGAUAUAUAAAGAUGUUUUUUUAACCAUUUCAAAACCAGGUGCAGUUUCUACACAAAGAAGCAAUUCUUCACCCCUUGGAUGUAUCAGGAAUCUGCAAUAAUUAUCAUAUUGAGUCAUUUCACUACAGAUUAAGUCCUUGUGUGGGUAGAAUAGUGACUUAGUGAGAGAAUAUCAGUAUUAAUGGCGGAAAUACAUAGAAGAGAUUUACGAUUUUCAAAUGAAUCUAUGAGGUCAAAAUCCUACAAAUCUAACAGUACUCCUACGCAGACAUUUUACAAGAGAAAUUGCAGCUAAAAUCAAAAUAGAGUUUUUACAAUUGACAUUAUAUUUUACACUGAUUUAAUUGUCAUUAAGAUGUGAAUAGGAUGCAAUACAAAACUUCAAAAGCUAUGAAGAACUAAGAUUUUUGAUCUUAGUCUUAAGUGUUUAUGUAAAAUGGAGCAUUGGCUUUUAUUAAGUCUUAAUUUUCAUUUCAUUGUAAAUUUUACUUAGAGAAUAUUGGUUUCAAUACUUUAUCACUGUUUAGUAAAUGUAUGAUUUCUGCAAUGCUACAGUUUUAUGUUGUUUACUUUAUUGUACUAGCUGUACAAGACACACAUUAAUUAAUGUUUACAGAAAUUUACAAUUACAGCAAUAUGCCAUCUCUGCUUCAUGAUGUAAAAGAAUAAUGUUGUUGUCCAUAUGUUGUAUUUCCAGUGUUAACCACUUCAUCUACACUUAUUGGAAUGUAAACUUGUAACAAAUACACAAUGACUGUGGAUAUAACAUUAUUACAUUGUACAGUUAAUUUUAACCAGUGUAAAAUGGUCUGCCAGUUAUGACAUUGUAUGUGCAUUAAUUAUGAUCAUUGAUGUUUUCAGUGAUAAUUUUAUCAAUGGUGAGAGAGAAAAAAAAAGUUAUAGAUAAAGCUCUAAGGACGCAAUAAAAACAUCAUAUUUAUUAUUCAUGAAAUCAGUCAAAAUAUUAUUAUGAUUGCACUGUAGCUGUUCUUUUUUGUGACUUACAGAGUUAUUUUCAAGUCAUUCCUAUUAUUGAGGAGGUUCUAAACACUAAUGACUUGGACUUUGACUUUAUAUCUAUGCAGAGGUACACACUGACUGUAUCUGGUUCACAACAUAAGGUGCCUACCAUAUUUCCCCAGAAAAAAAUUUUCAAAGACAAUGAAGUAUUAGUAAACAGAAAUCACUGUUGUUUACUUGUACUGGUAAUAUACACGCAAAUAAUGCAUUCAAUUACUUUAUUUUGGUCUAAUAUUAUGCUAAGAAUACCUUGAUAUAAAUUGUGCCAAUCGCUGUUGAUUUCUUAUUCUGUUUUACAUCUAAGGGCAGAUUACUCUAACUGCAUUAAGCAACCAUGGAAUGAGAACUCUUUAGUGUGUAGUGUUUAGAGCUUCCUUAAUACCUUUCAGUUUACAUGUUUACACAAUUAUCUAUUAUUUCAUAAUUAUUUCUUUUAGUCUGUAAGACAAGCAAGGGGCCUUAAAUAUGAUACCAGGAGAGUAUUUUAUAUAUUAAUUUUUGUAUAUUAAUAUAUGUGUUUGGUACUGUAAUGAUGAUAUGUUGUUGAUGGAUAAUUUUUAUGUCAGUAUGUAAAUUGCUUAAAGGAGAGGCAAGUUAUGUAUAUAGUUCAGUAUACAAGAGGAAUGGUAUGGCAUUUGUAUGUUUCAUUUAAAACAUGUCUGUCCUAUGAGUGAUAUGAGAAUAGCAGUGUUGAAGCAUAUUUACUUUUCAAAAUCUGCGCUCCUCUAAAGUCCUUGCUACAAUUUUUUAUCAAUAAUGGAAAUGGUUAAUUUGUGCCUAUGGACAUUUUUUUCAAAAAGUAACAAUUUUGUUGUGUUGUUGAUAUUACGCAGAUGAUAAAGAACACCGCAUAAAACUAAAAAUACUCAGUAGAAAAAAGAAAUUAAAACAAGGGUUGUUCAAGAUACUCACUGGUGUAGAUAAGGAAUUAUUUUAAUGUUUUUAUAUCUACAGACUUUAGUGAAUUCAAAACUGAAAUAGACUUAGUAAAAUUUGAAAAAUUGUACAAAGAAAAUUGACAUGUGUUAUUUAUUAACAUUUCGUCAUUUCCUCGAGUUUUGCUGCAAUAUUGUGCGUAAUGUUUCUGUGGUAUUUCUGUUGGCAAUGCAUGUGUUGAUCCAUCUUUUAAAAAAUGUUUCUUUGCCUUUUUCUGACUCAAGGUGAAAAAAAAAUGAAUAAGUAGAUAGGUAGGGAAAUAUUUUUUUUCAGGAAUUUUCAAUAUGAAUUCUUCAUUUUCAAAAUUUAUUGAAAUUGAAGGUAUUAAUAAAAUUAAAAUUUGUGUUGAGGGUAUUAAAAGUUCCGGAAUGAAUGGAAAAAAUCAUUUUCUGGAGGUUUAGACAUUUGGUCAUGAGAGGGCAAACAGACAUUUUUUUUUUAGAUUGCCUUUGAGUAAAUUUUCUUCAGUUUCUGUCCAGCAGUUGACAUUAGGUUGUAGAUGUAGAAUACCCCGGAACUUACAUCAAUACUUUCGUUCAAUGUUGUAUAUUUUAGUGAGGUUUUUACCACAAGCAGUGCAAAUUUUGGAUAUUUGAGACUGUGGUAAAAGUAGCAAAUUUAUAAUGAUCAAUAAACGUUUUAGAAAGUUAUAAUUAUUUAAAUACAUAUAUAAUAGUUCAUUGAUGUAAUUUAGAAAGUAUAGCUUGGGUAUAAUAAAUUAAUAGGAUAUUGCUAUACCUUGUUAAUACAAUUACAUUAUUGUUUUGUUGAAGUAUUCUUUUCAGAAAUAGAUUGUAUUUAGAUGGUGAUGUACAAUAGUUUAUUCAAAUCAAAACAAAAACAUGAUUUCCUUGCGAUUUGCUGAGGUGCAAGUGUUUCCUAAUAGAAAGGCAUUUACAGAGUGGGAAUGUCUUGCUUCUCCUGUGUUCAAUUGUGAGAACAUUUUUCCCAUAUCGAGGUACUCAUGUCUUGGCAAAUUUACUUUCUUCUAAGAAAAGACUUUAAUUUCAAUCAGACUUCCUUUCUGCUUCUUACUAAAUGACUUAGAGGUCUAUAUUUAUUACAAAAGUGGUAUUUUUAUUUCUAAAGUUCCACUGUGUAUGGCUAAAAAAUCUAUUGAAGAUCUGUGCAGCAACUCUGACAAAUUGUUAAAAAAAACAAAUGUUUAGACAUGAAUUUGGGAUUCAAUUUGCCUUUUUGUUUUAUGUUCAUAUAUUAAUGUAUGAAUUAAAAUUAUUACAAAUAACUUAGCUAAGUUAGAUGUGUAUAGUAUUUGUUUUUACAGAAACUAUGCUAAGUUAGAUGUGUAUAAUAUUUGUAAUGAACAAGGGAUGUUUUUUUUUUUCUUUGGAAUGAAAUACUUUGUUAUGUAAUAUGCCAGCAAAUUGGGAUUGUGUUGUGAUAGCAUUGUAAAUAUUUUUGUAAAGGGUAAGAUUCAUAUUGGUUGUAACCAAAACUUUCCAGUGAUAAGAAAGGUUGUUAAAGUGAUGAACCUUGUAGGACACCUUUUUCCAGCAAUAACUCCAUUUACAUAUAUUUGGUUGUAGAAUACAGCAUAUACAAAACAUUUUUCAUUAUACUCCUUUUUGAUUCUAUAUACUUGUACACUGUGUGUUUUUAUGUAUACCCGUGUACGCUUUGUGUUGUAUAUGUUUAAUAUAUUCUAUAUAUAUAUAUAAUGAUAUAUUUUUGCUUUAUAUGAGCUUAAAAAGCAAACAUUCCAUGUGAUAGAUAGAUAUAUUUUGCAAUAAAUGU